UCCAGUCAAGUUAUAUUAUAACAAUGGAAAGAGAAAUAGUUCAAGAUAUUGUGAUUGUGGGAGCUGGAAUUGCUGGCGUCACAACAUCGUUAGGACUUUACAGGUUGGGUAUUCGAAGUUUGGUGUUGGAAUCUUCGGAUAGCUUGAGAGUCACGGGCUUUUCUCUUUCCAUAUGGCAAAAUGCUUGGAAGGCUUUGGAUGCCGUUGGUGUUGGAGACAAACUUCGCCACCACCAUCGACCACUCAAUGGGAUUGUCACCACUUCAUUGGUUACUGGGAAACAGAUAGCGGCCAUGCCUUUCAAACCAACAGAAAACCAAGAAGGUAUUGAAAUUCGUUGUGUUCAAAGGACAAAAGUGUUGGAAGUCCUUGUGAAUGAGCUUCCAAAGGAAACCAUCAGAUAUUCCUCAAAAGUUGUUAGUAUUGAGGAAUCUGGCUUCUAUAAGAUACUCCAUCUUGCUGACGGGACAACCAUCAAAACCAAGGUAAAUAGUGUGUGUGAUAUGUAA
Vigna umbellata (rice bean) is the source of this 509-nucleotide messenger RNA. The record is from RefSeq and is a predicted model, not a curated record. NCBI's taxonomy places the organism in Eukaryota, Viridiplantae, Streptophyta, Magnoliopsida, Fabales, Fabaceae.